AUGCUAUUUUCUAACGAUGCACCGAUAAUUCCGGCAUUUCAGCUUCCAUCGCAGAGGCUUUCAACGAGCACGUCUGAUGUUCGUGGGUCUGUACCAACAACCUUUGAUAGAAUUAAAAGAUAUGGCAGCAUGCGAAGUCAAGAACUUGCUGAAACUGUAGCGAAAGUUGCUGGACGGGCGGCUCCACCGGGGGCAUCUACAAGUUCGACUGAAGCGACUCCUACUAGGAAAUUGGUUUCUCAAUGGGAGAAAUAUAACUCAAAUAUAGAGAAGAUUCAAGAAGAACAAGUGAAAGUUGCUGCGAGACUUGCUGAAGUUUCCAAAAAGGAUGAAGAAAUUUCGUCUGAAUUAAAGAAAACUGUCGCCUCUUCUGAUGAAGAGGAAAAUUUGCUUCAAGAGCAUAUGCAGUUGCUAAACGAGAAAGAUGCCUUAGUAAGGAAGAGCGAAUAUUUGAAUGUAUUGGAGCAGCUUGCUGAUGUCGAGCACGAAAUAGCAGACUUGCAGAAGAAAUUAGGGCAGACGUCUAAACCAAGAACAGAAGAUGACAAGAAGUCAAUUGAUAAAAUGAUGGAAGAUCUCGUAGAAUUAGUCAACAGGAAGGAUAAAUUAUCUCACAAACUCAUUCAGCAAGAAGCUGAGGAUGAAGAAAUGAUUGAUCGCGAUCGGAGAACUUUGGAAGCAGCUGCUCACUUUAAAAGAGGUUUUGAACAACCAGUUUCAGCUUCCAGAAGACUCAUUACGUGGUUAAAGUCAGAAAUCAGAGGAUGA
Molecule: messenger RNA, 768 nt
Organism: Enterobius vermicularis (human pinworm)
Lineage: Eukaryota; Metazoa; Nematoda; Chromadorea; Rhabditida; Oxyuridae
Source: the annotation of a GenBank genome assembly